ACCAGCGUUUGAUGACAAAGAUCAGAAUAGAUAGGUAGGCUCUGGUGGUACGUUCUUUCUUUUAUCAGACUUGGGUUUUCUUCUUCUUGUAUUGUUACCAGUGGAGCUGUAAAUCAGUUUGGCUUAAGCUUCAUCUUUUCAAACUUAAAUCAGCAUUUUUCAUAUUUAGAAUUAGGUGAGCUGGGGGAAAUCAGAGGCUUGAUGGUGUAUUUUUAAUACUGUCAGUUAUCAUUACACAGUUUUCUCAAUGCAUGUUGGAGAGUUCUGUUUCCCUUCCUCAAGUCAUCAAGGCUGGCAUUUUGGAGUUGUUUGAUCCAUGAACCCACUGCAUGAAAUUAUUUCUCCUGUGUGAAGUCACAUGGUCUCUUUGUUUGGGCUAUGCCUAACGAGGCUUAGGUAGAACAGAGCUGCCCUGUCUGGGGGUGCUUAUUUGAGCAGUAUCAAUGAUAGAAUUUGUAUCUGACAGCAGUGGGAGGUAGGUAGGCUGGCUGAAUCUUACCUCAUAGAGAGCUGGGUGCAAACCAGCUUCACCGGACUAUUUUUCCCAGAAGAAUACUCUACUUACCUGUAGGGAGGGAAGGGUUAUGAGGAUAGCAGGGCCCAGAUGAGUAUGUACAAAUGGAUGGGCCAGGAGGAGAAAGUUUGCCAGUCAGCAACAUGACUCCUUGAGAAGUGUCCCUUAGAAACCCACCUGCCUGGCACACUCCCACCCAGCCUCCUUUGGGCUGGCUGCAGAGAGAAUGGUGGGAGAUGGGGAAAACUGGCCCACUGUUCCUUGAACUUUCAUGGUUCAAGGGAAACUUUUACACACCGUUACCAACUGUUUAAAUCAUACUGCUUGGAAACGAUGUGAGGGUUUUUUGGGUGUGUUUUUAAGAUGCAGCCUAAUGCCUUAGCUUCACCCACUUCCCAGGCAAGCUUUGGCUUCAGUUCCCUUGGCCCCAGCUGACUGCACACAUUCUCCUGCUGAGGAAGGCUUGCAGGGACUGGCUCUCAGCGUGGUGACUGCUGUGUGCUUUUGCAUCCGUAUUUCCCUCGCCAGCUCCUCACGGAACACCUGCAGCCAGGGAGGCAAAGGUCUGUUGUGGGGUGGUGCUGUGCUAGGCUGAGGGUGACACAGCUGUGAGUGGCCAGGAGAGGAGUUCUUGUUAACUUGGUGUAGAUGUUCCUGAUGGAGAAGAGGAUGAAGCAGGAGAGGAGAAAUUACAUCUGUGUGAUGUGGGGAAUGAUCUUGAAGUGUUGGCCUGCAAAGCAGCUUUCACAGCUGCUCAGGCCACUGUUGGUCUGUAGAUGAUGAGCAGCAAGAUCAAGUUCUGGUUUUUUGGGGGUUUUUUUGAGUGUAUUGUGUCUUUAAAUAUUUUUCAUUGUUGCCUAAGCUAUUCAAAUUGCUUUCUGGGCAGUUUUUCACUUUUUUAAUGUCUUUUAAAUGUUACCUUCACUUAUGCUUUUCUUUCUGAUGGAAGGCUGCUGUUGUCAGCAAAAGAUACGGGAGUAGUUGGUAUCUAUCCAUAGGCAGGACAAUGUACUACUAGAGCCUGAUAUAACUGCAUUUAUUUGGGGUGCCUGCAAUAAAGUCUACCUAAAGUCUUCUAGGUCUUCUGUGGUAAAAAAAAUAGGUGUUUUGGCCAUAGAUACUGUAUAUUGUGGCUUCCCACAGCUCUUCCCAGUGCAUAAUUCUGUAGUGAAUGCUUUUUCUCUUUUGUAUCACUACAAAAAUAUGGUCAGGUGAAAAUUGUGUUCCCUGAUACAGGUGGGGUGAGGUUUUCCAUGGGAAUGGAAGAGUGUGGAGGGUGAGGGAUGAGACACACAUGAUACAGGAAUUUUCAGGAAAGCUCUUCCUUUACUGCUAUGUGGCUCAACGUAGAGACACUUCUUUUUCAGAGUGUACCCACCUAUUUUUUACAGAUUCUGGUUAAGAAGCUUUGCUCACAUGUGGUGCCCAGCCAUUCUGCACUAAACCCAUGUGUUGCUUGUAUGUUGGUAGAAUUUUCCAUCUAUGUUUGCUCUUUAAACAUACCUAUUAUUUGAGGAGCUGACUUGCCUAAUUAAACAAAUAAUCCCAAAACCCCCAACAAAACUGAAGGCCUGUGGCCCAUAGGGGCUUUUCCAGAGAACAGGAACAUAUAAGCGCUCUGAUUAGGGGUUAAAUGCAAAUUCUCCCUGGGUGAAUUAAGGUCUGAUUUCAGAUGAAACCGAAAAAAUAAAGCUUGCGACAUGUAGUUUAAUAAUUUAUAGAGUUAAUCUUGACUUUUGGUCAAAUAUCUUUGUUACUUAAGUAGCUUUGCUGCCAACUAAAUAUAUCAGUUCUGUAGAGAGGACCUAGUUGAGGUUUUUUGUGUGGUUUUGAAGCCAAAAUGCCAACCCUAGAUGACAUUUUAGAGCACGUUGGAGAGUUUGACAGGUUCCAGAAGCAAACUUUUUUGGUCCUGUGUUUGUUAUCUGCUUCCUUCACCCCAGUGUACGUGGGGGUCUUCUUCUUUGGGUUCAUUCCUGAGCAUCGCUGCUUCAGCCCCGGGGUGGCUGAGCUGAGCCAGCGGUGUGGCUGGAGCCUGGAGGAGCAGCUGAAUCACACGGUUCCCGAGUGGGAUGGCCACGGGGCCAGCUUUGACAGCCGCUGCAGGAGGUACGAGGUGGACUGGAACGCAACAGGCAUCAGCUGCACUGACCCCCUCGGCAGCCUGGUGGGCAGUGGGAGCACCGUCCCCCUCGGUCCCUGCCGGGAUGGCUGGGUCUACAACUCCCCGGGGAGCUCUCUCGUCACCGAGUUUGACCUGGUGUGUGAGGACUCUUGGAAGUUGGAUCUCUUUCAGUCAUCUGUGAACGCUGGGUUUUUUAUUGGCUCCAUAAACAUUGGCUACAUUGCAGACAGGUUUGGCCGUAAAUUUUGCCUUUUAACGACAAUCCUUGCAAACAUUGUGUGUGGAAUCCUUCUGGUCUUCGUGCCCACCUACCUGUGGAUAGUCAUCAUCCGGUUCUUGCAAGGGCUGGUCAGCAAGGGCUGCUGGACUGCGGGCUACAUCCUGGUGACAGAAGUGGUGGGCCCGCAGUACCGGAGGACGGUGGGGAUCCUCUACCAGGCGGCCUUUUCUGUCGGGCUCCUGGUCUUCGAUGCCAUCGCUUACGCCGUCCCUCACUGGCGGUGGCUGCAGCUCGCUGUCACCCUGCCCACCUGCUUCUUCCUGCUCUACUACUGGUGCCUUCCAGAGUCUCCCAGGUGGCUGAUAUCUCAAGGAAAAAAUGAAAAAGCUAUGAAAAUUGUCAGUGAUAUGGCUAAAAAAAACGGGAAAAAGAUGCCUUCCCAUUUUAAGGAUAUUCAAUUUGAAGAAGAAGAUUGUGGAAAGCAGAAUCCCUCACUGAUGGACCUUUUCAGGACACCACAGAUAAGAAAAAACACACUCAUUUUGAUGUUCAACUGGUUCACAAGCUCUGUCCUCUACCAGGGGCUCAUCAUGCACAUGGGAAUGGAUGCUGAGAACAUGUAUCUGGAUUUCCUCUAUUCUGCACUUGUUGAAUUCCCAGCCGCCUUCAUCAUCAUUGUCACUAUUGACCGUCUCGGGCGGCGCUACCCCUGGGCUGUGUCGAACGUGGUGGCUGGGGCCGCCUGCCUUGCCACAGCCCUCAUCCCAGAGGACAUGCAUUCAUUAAAAGUGGUUGCUGCUUGCAUUGGGAGAAUGGGAAUUACAAUGGCUUUUGAAAUGGUUUGCUUUGUAAGCACUGAACUGUAUCCAACUUAUAUCAGGAAUCUUGGGGUGAUGGUUUGCUCCUCUUUGUGCGAUAUUGGUGGAGUCCUCGUCCCCUUCAUUGUCUACAGACUGGUGGAAGUCUGGUACGAUCUGCCACUGAUUGUCUUCACUGUUCUUGGUUUGACUGCGGGUGGAUUGGUGCUGCUUCUGCCUGAAACCAAAGGAAGAGUUUUGCCUGAGACUGUGGAGGAUGUUGAAAACUUUCACAGGCAAAGUGCUCCAAAGGCCAAAAAAAUCUAUCUCCAUGUCCAAGGAUCAGAAGUAACACGUGGCUGAAGAAGGUGUAACUCUUGCUAGGUAGUCUGCUUUAGGGCAGUAGCACAGAAAUGCCACUUAGAAUAAAUACCCCCUCAAAAGUC
Molecule: messenger RNA, 4102 nt
Organism: Corvus hawaiiensis (hawaiian crow)
Lineage: Eukaryota; Metazoa; Chordata; Aves; Passeriformes; Corvidae
Product: solute carrier family 22 member 2-like
Exons: 11
Coding region: 2355-4019 (554 amino acids)
Biological process (GO): transmembrane transport
Cellular component (GO): membrane
Source: RefSeq, a predicted model, not a curated record